Molecule: messenger RNA, 2622 nt
Organism: Penicillium brevicompactum
Lineage: Eukaryota; Fungi; Ascomycota; Eurotiomycetes; Eurotiales; Aspergillaceae
Product: putative spindle pole body component
Exons: 5
Coding region: 1-2622 (873 amino acids)
Biological process (GO): establishment or maintenance of microtubule cytoskeleton polarity; mitotic spindle organization; microtubule polymerization
Cellular component (GO): microtubule plus-end; spindle pole; centrosome
Molecular function (GO): microtubule plus-end binding; microtubule plus end polymerase activity
Source: RefSeq, a predicted model, not a curated record
AUGGCUGACGCCCAAGAGGAUUUAUCCUCCUUGCCCUUGCCCGACCGGUUUGCCCAUAAGAACUGGAAGGUCCGCAAGGAGGCAUACGAAGAUGCCAAGGCACAAUUUGAAAAGACCCCUGAUGAAUCACACCCGGUUUUCGUGCCAUUUAUACAAGACCCCGGCUUGUGGAAGGGCGCGGUUGCAGAUUCAAAUGUAGCCGCACAGCUAGAAGGUCUCGGGGCAUACUGCGCUUUCUUGCAGUUCGGAGGAGUUCAGGCCUGUACCAGGACCCGCGGAUUCACUAUUGGCCCAAUCGCAGAGAAAGGUCUGAUUUCGACACGACCGGCCGCCAAAGCUAGUGCCCAUGAAGCGCUGUUAUUAUGUGUGGAGUUGGACAAGUCGGAUCCAGUGAUCGAGGAGCUGCUCCCCACACUGUCACAUAAAGUACCAAAGGUGGUUGCGGCCUCUCUUGCGGCCUUUACUGCCAUCUAUCACAACUUUGGAUGCAAGAUCGUGGACCCAAAGCAGACUCUGAAGGCGUUGCCCAAGGUUUUCGGUCAUGCUGAUAAAAAUGUCCGAGCCGAGGCACAAAACCUUACGGUUGAACUUUACAGGUGGCUCCGUGAGGCUAUCAAGCCUCUGUUUUGGGCCGACUUGAAACCGGUCCAGCAGGGAGAUCUGGAGAAACUAUUCGAGAAUGUGAAGCAGGAACCCACUCCGAAGCAAGAACGAUUUACCCGAGCCCAGCAAGAUGCUAUGGCUGCGGCCAGCGCUGCGCCCGCAAGUGAAGAUGUUGACGAACCGAUGGGUGAGGAGUUUGAUGACGAGGGGGAUGGUGUGGAGGUUGAUGCCUUUGACCUGGCAGAGCCGGUUGAUGUUUUCAAGAAGAUCCCUGACAACUUCCACGAUUCACUGGCUUCGUCUAAAUGGAAGGACCGUAAGGAAGCACUAGACGCUCUUUACGCUAUCAUCAAUGUGCCUCGAAUCAAAGAUGGGCCAUAUGAUGACAUUGUGAGGGGGUUGGCCAAGUCGAUGAAGGAUGCUAACGUCGCUGUUGUCACGGUGGCAGCAAACUGCGUUGAUGUUCUCGCCAAGGGUUUGCGUACCGGCUUCGCCAAGUACAGAAGCACCAUCAUGGUACCCAUGUUCGAGCGUCUAAAAGAAAAGAAGCAGAUCGUGGCAGAUGCUUUAGGCCAGGCGUUAGAUGCCGUCUUCACGACGACAACUCUUUCAGAUUGCCUGGAAGAAAUCUUCGAAUAUACCAAACACAAGAACCCCCAGAUCAAGCAAGAGACAGUCAAGUUCCUGGUCCGAUGUCUGCGCACGACCCGAGAGGUGCCGUCAAAGCCCGAACAAAAGUCAAUCGCUGACUCUGGUACCAAAUUGUUGACCGAGUCAGCCCCGGCAAUCCGUGAAGGAGCCGCCGAAAUUCUGGGUACAUUGAUGAAAAUCUUGGGCGAGCGGGCCAUGAACCCAUACCUUGACGGUCUUGACGAAAUCCGCAAGACCAAAAUCAAGGAGUACUUUGGAACCGCAGAAGUCAAGGCCAAGGAACGCCCUAAACCCAUUGUGGCUCCUCCAAAGCCUGCGGCUCCGGCUGGCCGCAAGGUUGUUGAAGAACCUGCAUUGAAGCCACCGUCUAGAGGCAUCCCCUCAAAGCUUGGUGCUCCCAAGGCCGGCGGUUUGGCGACUCCCGGAUCGGGUCUCAAACUUCAAAGGAAGCUCGCUGGGCCUGGAACAACUGCAUCACCCUCAAGACGAGCUGCACCACCUCCCGAAGAAGAUGUGGCUCCUCCACCAGCUGCCCCCAAAUUUGGGUUAGGGCGUGGUCUUGCCGGUCGUCCCAUCGCAAAGCCUGCUCCAGUAGAGGCUGCUGCUCCAGCCCCUCCAGCGGCCAACCCAAUGGCUGCUGCAGAUCGUGCUGAGCUGGAGGAACUUCGGGCAGAGAAGGAGAAGUUCAACCGAACCGUUGAAGAGAUGAAAUCUGAGCGCUCGAAACUCAACUCCACUAUCACCGAACUCCAGAACCAGAACGCUCAGCUCAUCGAAGACCACACCCGAGAUGUCCUGAGCAUCAAAGCCAAGGAAACACAAUUAGUGCGGGCACGAAGUGAUGCCGAAGCUGCAGAGGGUAGCGUACAAAAACAACAACGAGAGAUCGAGCGACUGAAGCGUGAACUUGCACGAGCUCUUCGUGCGUCAGCCAUAAGCCCACCAAACGCCACCUCCGAUGCUGGCAGCAUGGGAAUGCCAGAGGGCUCCAUCUACCAAGAUCACAACGGCAAUGCUGCAGCACGGUCAGGCCUUCACAUGGGAUCUCGAUUUGAGAGCUCCCGUCGGAGCUAUGCCUCUGCCAGCCCCGUCGAGGAAAACAACGGCGGCAUGGACUCACCAGGCCUGGCCAGUCGUAACGGUGGCUUGGGUCGCCGGUUAAGCCCUACAUAUGGAUACUCGAACGUCGGUAGCCCGACACGGUCAUCGACUCGAAACUCCAAUACCAACGCCGACGAAGAACAACCUCGUAGUACCGAGCCGGCAGAGAACUGGAAACGGGCCGCGGAAGUGACCAGCCAGUUGAAGGCGAGGAUCGAACAAAUGAAGGUACGACAAGGGCUUUCACGACCUCCUGCUCAACGUUAA